Messenger RNA from Truncatella angustata, 1751 nucleotides. RefSeq names its product septin. The record is from RefSeq and is a predicted model, not a curated record. Lineage: Eukaryota; Fungi; Ascomycota; Sordariomycetes; Amphisphaeriales; Sporocadaceae. Gene Ontology annotation, biological process: cytoskeleton-dependent cytokinesis. The coding region runs from base 258 to 1412 and encodes 384 amino acids. The transcript is spliced from 5 exons. Gene Ontology annotation, molecular function: GTPase activity; molecular adaptor activity; GTP binding. Gene Ontology annotation, cellular component: septin ring; septin complex; microtubule cytoskeleton.
AUGGCGCUUGGGCCGUCCAAGUCUAGCGGUGUCGUUGGACUGGACACUUUGGACUGGACGGCACCUUGGGCCCCCACAUUUGAUCCCCUAAACUUUGGUUUGGCUCUGGCUUUGGCUCUGGUGGAAGCCCAUCCCCAAACAACAUCCGACCCUUCAGAACGCCGAUUCCCAAGAGUGCAAGCUGCAUCACGACCCAUUCACUUCACGCGUCCAUACCUCCCCCCAAAACAAGUCACGCUCGGUCAUCACUUGCCAAAAUGGCAUCCGCUCAGCAAGGAACUGCCACGGCGAUUGGCAUUGCCAACCUGCCAAACCAGCGCCACAAGAUUGUCGCAAAGAGAGGUGCUGCCUUUACCAUCAUGGUUGCUGGUGAAUCUGGAUUGGGCAAGACCACCUUCAUCAACACCCUCUUCUCCACCACAAUCAAGAACUAUGCCGACCACAAGCGACGACACCAGAAGCAGGUCGACAAGACCGUCGAGAUCGAGAUCACAAAGGCUGAGCUGGAAGAGAAGUUCUUCAAGGUUCGCUUGACCGUUAUUGAUACCCCUGGCUUCGGCGACUAUGUCAACAACAGAGACUCGUGGAUGCCCAUCAUCGAGUUCCUCGACGAUCAGCAUGAGUCCUACAUGCUCCAGGAGCAGCAGCCCCGCCGUAAUGACAAGAUCGAUCUCCGUGUACAUGCUUGCUUGUACUUCAUCAGACCCACCGGUCACACCCUCAAGCCUCUGGAUAUCGAGGUUAUGAAGAGGCUCUGUUCGAGAGUCAACCUGAUCCCCGUUAUUGCCAAGGCUGACACCCUGAGCCCGGCCGACUUGGCCAAGUUCAAGGCCAAGAUCCGAGCUGUCAUUGAGGCACAGAACAUCAAGAUCUACCAGCCCCCUGUCGAGGAGGACGACGAGGCUGCCGCCCAACACGCUAGACUGCUGGCUGCUGCCAUGCCUUUCGCUGUCAUUGGCUCGGAGAAGGAUGUUAAGACCAGCGAUGGCCGCAUCGUCAAGGGUCGUCAAUACUCUUGGGGUGUUGCCGAGGUUGAGAACGAGGACCACUGCGACUUCAAGAAGCUACGAUCCAUCUUGAUCCGAACUCACAUGCUCGACCUCAUCCACACCACCGAGGAGCUGCACUACGAGGCCUACCGCGCCCAACAAAUGGAGACGCGCAAGUUCGGUGAGGCCCGCCCCCGCAAGCUCGACAACCCCAAGUACAAGGAGGAGGAGGAAGCGCUGCGCAAGCGUUUCACCGAGCAGGUCAAGGUCGAGGAGCAGCGUUUCCGCCAAUGGGAACAGAAGCUCAUCGCCGAGAGAGACCGCCUCAACAAGGAUCUCGAGCAGACCCAUGCUCAAAUCAAGACGCUCGAGACCGAGCUCGAGCAAAUGCAGGGCAGCGUUGCUCGCAGCGGUCGUCGUUAAGCGCAUUCUUCUUUAUACCCCCUACCCGCUUCCUUCUCUUGUUACGUCGAGCGUAUUCGAGAUUACCAGCAUUUGAACAGCCAUUUCGGUUAUAAUGAACAUCGGCGUACUGAUCAAAAGCAUCGACACUUAAGACCUCCGGGGUUGGCCAUGGUGAGACAUGCUUUAGAGCUGAUUUAUGUCUUUUCAGUUGGAGCCCGGAGACAAUAAUGCAACAAACAUGACGUCGACCCGGUGCUGGGCUGUUUGUGGACGCUUUUGGAGAGGACGACGAGAGACCCAAAUAUUUCUCCUUUCAAGUAGGAUGCCGCUUAUUUUUCCGCAUCCUGUUCUUCCAUG